Molecule: messenger RNA, 1464 nt
Organism: Otolemur garnettii (small-eared galago)
Lineage: Eukaryota; Metazoa; Chordata; Mammalia; Primates; Galagidae
Gene: POLR1E
Product: RNA polymerase I subunit E
Exons: 12
Coding region: 111-1370 (419 amino acids)
Biological process (GO): RNA polymerase I preinitiation complex assembly; transcription elongation by RNA polymerase I; nucleolar large rRNA transcription by RNA polymerase I
Cellular component (GO): RNA polymerase I complex
Molecular function (GO): DNA binding
Source: RefSeq, a predicted model, not a curated record
GGCGGGAUCACGCCCCUUCCGGCUUGUCCUGCGUCCGGGGCUUCGGCGUGCUUUCUGGAGCCGGUGGCUGCAGCUGUUAACUCCUGCGAAUUGGCGGCCAGUCGGACGAGAUGGCGGCAGAAGUGUUGCCGAGUGCGAGGUGGCUGUAUUGUGGGGAGCCCGAAGAGAGCCAGAGAGCUGUACUGGUUCAGUUCUCCAAUGGGAAGCUGCAGAAUCCAGGCAACAUGCGCUUUACCUUAUACAAGAGCGAUGACUCCAAAAACCCUAGGAGGAAAAAUCAGCGGAUCCUGGCAGCUGAAACAGACAGACUUUCCUAUGUGGGAAAUAAUUUUGGGACUGGAGCCCUGAAAUGCAACACUCUAUGCAGGCACUUUGUAGGAAUUUUGAACAAGACCUCUGGCCAAAUGGAAGUGUAUGAUGCGGAACUGUUCAACAUGCAGCCACUGUUUUCAGAUGAAUCAGUUGAGACUGAACAGACACUAGACAGCCAGACCAAAACUUUCAGAGAAAAGAUGGAUUCUUGUAUUGAAGCCUUUGGUACCACCAAACAGAAGCGAGCGCUGAACUCCAGAAGAAUGAACAGGGUUGGCAAUGAAUCUUUGAAUCUUGCAGUAGCUAAAGCUGCAGAGAAUAUCAUUGAUACAAAGGGUGUGACUGCUCUGGUCAGUGAUGCCAUCCAUGAUGACUUGCAAGAUGACUCCCUCUACCUUCCUCCCUGCCAUGCUGAUGCGGCCAAGCCUGAAGAUGUGUAUAAAUUUGAAGAUCUUCUUUCUCCUGUGGAGUAUGAAGCUCUUCAGAGCCCAUCUGAAGCUUUCAGGAACGUCACAUCAGAAGACAUACUGAAGAUGAUUGAAGAGAACAGCCACUGCUCCUUUGUCAUCGAAGCACUGAAGUCUUUGCCAUCAAAUGAGGAGAGCCGAGACCGGCAGGCCCGAUGCAUAUGGUUUCUGGAUACCCUCAUCAAAUUUCGAACUCAGAAAGUGAUUAAGCGGAAAAGUGCCCUGGGACCUGCAGUGCCACACAUCAUCAACACCAAGCUGCUGAAGCACUUCACCUGCCUGACUUACAACAAUGGCAGUUUGCGUAACUUAAUUUCGGACUCUAUGAAGGCGAAGAUUACUGCGUAUGUGAUCAUACUUGCCUUGCACAUAAGCAGCUUCCAGAUUGACCUGACGAUGUUACAGAGGGACUUAAAGCUCAGUGAGAGAAGGAUGAUGGAGAUAGCAAGAGCCAUGAGGCUGAAGAUCUCUAAAACAAGGGUGUCUCUGGCUGCUGGUGGGGAAGAAGAUCACAAACUGGGCACUCUGUCCAUCCCACUGCCUCCAGCACAGACCUCAGACCGCCAGUCAAAGCGGAGGAGAAUUACCUAGAUGUGUGCUUUUCAGACAGCAUGUGACCCCAUCACAGCUACUGGUUCUAUUCAUUUCCAUUUUUACUUUUAAUGAACUAUAGAAAUAAUCCCUA